AUGGAGCCUGCCGGCCAAAAUGGCAUGCGCACCGACCAUGACAGGGACCUCGUCAUCAACGGAGUCAACGGUGCCAGCGCGGCCGGCCAUGAGCAAGUUGCGCCGGACAAGGGCAAGGCUCCUGCGACCGCCAGCCACCAUGAUGCUGUCAACGGCGGCGACAGCGUUGGCGCGGCCGCGCCGUCUGGCGAUCAGCUCUCAAGGAUGAAUGACCUCCCCGACGAGAUAGUCCACAUCACCCAGGGCUUCGUUCCGCUGUCGCUUCUUCUCACCCGGCUAGCUCAGGUGUCGCACAACUCCCUCCAAGAGAAGGUCGCAGAGCUGGCCAAGAUGCCGAUACCAGGCGCAGCCGUCAACGGAAACGCCACGUACAAUUCGAGCGGCCCGGACGACAACUCCAACGAGAAUCUGCGCAAAAAGGCGAGCCUUGCGAGCUUCGCGCAGGACAUGCACGGGAAGUGGCUCAAGGCCCUCGUCAUCGCAGAAUGGAGUAGGAAAGCGGGUGCCGUCAGCAAGCUGAUAGACCUCAAGUUCCACAUUGACCAGCAGAGGAUCCUAUACGAUGCCACCCUGGAUAACGUCGUCAACCUCAAGCGAGACUUGACCUUUGCGCGGAUGCCCAGCCCAGACCUCAAGACAGCCUUGCAGGUUCUGUCCACCGGCUCCGCGCCGUGGAUACCCGAUCUUGGCUACCUGGACCCGCCACCCAUGACCCCGACGGAAGAGUUUAAGUGGUUCAACGAUCUCAACACCCUCCUUUCCCUACGACUGAACCUUGAAGACUAUGACAAAAUCCCUUAUGCAUUCCGAAACUACGAAAUCGGCUCAGGGCGUGUAACGUUCAAAGUCGACGGCGAAUUCGAGGUUGACCUCACCAUUGCGGAUGAAGACUUUGACAAGCAAUUCUGGUUCAUUGACUUCAGAUAUGCGUUCACACCUUCGGCGUCAUCGCUGUCUGACUCGCUGCGCUCAUAUCUCGAAGGCUGCGUCAACGAUGCCCUGAGCAAGGACGGCCUGGUGGGCUGCUACAACUUCCUGCAUGAGUUUGUCCUCACGUGCAAGAUCAACGAACUGAAGCGGCAAGCCCUAUUACUCAGUAGGGGCUCCUGGACUGGAACUUUGGCCGUCGAGCCGCUCAACCGAUCUCUGGCCAUCCAAUACUGGACGCCUCGCACUGCCAUUACUGGCACCAAGAGCUGGGUUUUGAUCGCCAUCAACAGCGGGCGCCAAGCGGACGGCAAGCCCGACCCCAAAUCGUCGAGUUUCCUCUCUGCCAAGUGGUACCGCGACAGCAAGGAAGUCAAGGAUGUCGAGAUCGAUCUGAAUGUACAGCAUCUGUCGGCCGAGUCCCUUCUUUCAAACAUUGUUGGCCGCCACAUCCAGUCCAUCUUGACGAACACCCACGACAAGCUGUUGUCUGCAGCGCGCUAUAAGAACCGGCAGGCCAGCAUGGUCCUGGACGUGUCAACGAGUGAUCCAGCGGCGUCGUACCUGGCCACUCAGAUUGGAGAAAACAACAGGGCUUGUCUGCUCGUAGAACCAACGACUGGCGCAUUUGCCGUCAAGCCUCACUCCAAGUUCACGGUCCAGUACGAGCAUCAGCUGAACACUGGCAAGAACCCAGCAGAGGAUGGCGUGGCCUGCCUCGAAAACGCCCGGUGCGCAAUCAUGGAGGACGACAUUAGCAGAAGAGGGAGCUCCAUGGGCUGGUUCACGCGCAAGGCCCCUCUCACGAUCGAGGAGAUCAAAUCGGCGACCAAGCUGCGCGAGUGGACCCGGGCCAUUUGGCUGCAAAAAGAUGGCUGGGGAGCGAGCUGGUUCGUGGGGGUGUUCCUUGGCCUGGGCGGCGAUGAGUGGUGGCUCUUAGAAGCGAACCGGGACGAGACGAACCGGCCCGUCAAAUUCAAGGCCAAGCUGGCUCUCGACAAGGGCUACCCAGACCGUGGGGAGGAGUUCUGGAACAACUUGGCCCUGUUCGCGACUGGCAUCAUGACACAGUCAAUCGAUAUGCGAGAGCUGCUCCGGCACAGGAUUAAGAACAAGUCGAGCGCUGGCGCCGAGGUGUCGCUUCCGCACCAAGUCAGGAUUCCUUGCGUCAAAAUCUCGCUUUCGGCCCUGUUCCCCGCCAUGGUAUCAGACACGUAUCAGGCCAGGUCAAGAAGCAACUCUUCUGGCAGUGACUCCGGCGUAAAGGAUGCGGCACUGUCUCAUCUUAUGCAGAAAUACGCAGGCGCCGCACUGGAGUCGAAGCAGGCGUGGGCCGAGGACAUGGUUACAAUCAACUUCAAAGGCAUCCAGUCCAUGCGCCGGCCCGGGGAAGAGACGAAAGAGGGCGACACGCCAACGGGCGUGCUCGUGUGCGAGUCUGAAGCAGUCAUCAGAGUACGGAGACCGUCGCAACUCGCGGCUCUUCGGAACCUAAUGAACCGCGACGUAUCAUACAACGUCCCUCGGGGCGAGUUCUCGCUACGCCUUCGGCGUCCCGUAGGGGGACCUCUCCUUGAUACUCUCAAGACCCGGAUCAAGUCCAUCGAUCGCUUCAUCAAUUUCUUCGAAGCACUCGAGAAGGCAAGCGGGGUAAUCACUCGGGAGGCGAUCACUCUCAAGUUUGUGGCCUUCAGUUACAGCGAACUCCCCUCCACACCACCAGCGAGCGGCGAGGACGGGCAGGACGACGCUCCCACGACGCCGCCUCGACGAUGGCGUGUGGGACUGGACCUCUCCAAGGAUGAUAUCGACAUCAGGAUAGAGGACGGAAACCCCCACCUUCGGGUCGUCGAUCUUAUGCGCAAGCUGGUCAACACCGAUGGUGGCAUCGGCGCCCUGAUGGCGUGGCUGCCCGCCUCGCUCCCAGCUCUCAGGGCAAUCGACGACAUGCAGUCCCAGUGGGACAGCCUGACCGCGGAGAAACGCGGUCGUGUCGAAGUCUCGAUGAAGUCGAUUGCGUGGAUGAGCAUCGCGUACACGUUACCGUCGCCCGAUUCGGGCGGCAAGGAUGCCCAGAAGCGCGUCACGCUCGAAGUGCGCCUGAAACCGAAGCAAGGGGAGGCCUGGUGGCACGUCUGGCGAUCCGACCCUGGGACCAAGGCGUCGCCAGACGAUGAGUUCACGAAGGCGCUGAAACCUGUAUGGGCGUCGCGCGGCCAGGGCUGGCUCGGCCUCACGACGGGCGCCGCGGGUAAGCCCUCCGGCGGUGUCGUCGGGAUGCUCAGCGCCGUGGACGAAGCUAUUAGGGGUGCCGCGCAACAAGUCGCCGCGGCGACGACGGCCGAUGGCGCCAAGAUCAAGAAGGAAGGCGGGCAGCAGCAGGAAGUCGUGAUUCUCGACUAG
Purpureocillium lilacinum is the source of this 3330-nucleotide messenger RNA. Its product is annotated as mediator complex subunit. Lineage: Eukaryota; Fungi; Ascomycota; Sordariomycetes; Hypocreales; Ophiocordycipitaceae. Gene Ontology annotation, biological process: regulation of transcription by RNA polymerase II. The record is from RefSeq and is a predicted model, not a curated record. Gene Ontology annotation, cellular component: mediator complex; core mediator complex. Gene Ontology annotation, molecular function: transcription coregulator activity.